AUGCUUCAUGGCCCUUGUGGAGAUUGGUGUCUUAAUGACGGAAAAUGUUCAAAAAAAUUUCCUAAAAGUUUCCGAAAUGAAACAGCCAUGGAUGAUAAUGGAUAUCCUUAUUAUCGCCGUAAAGAUGAAGGAAUAACAUUUACGCGAAAUGAUCAUGUAUUUGAUAAUCGAUACGUUGUACCGUACAAUUCGACCUUAUUACAAACUUUCAAUUGUCAUAUUAACGUAGAAAUUGUAUCUUCAAUUAGAGCAGUUAAAUACUUAUAUAAGUAUGUUUACAAAGGUCAUGAUAAAGCAGCAAUAACGAUAAAUGGAACGUUAUCAAAUACUAGGAUAGAAACAGACUCGAACGAACAAUGUGCUUCUCACAGUGUAAAUGAUAAUAAUGUAAAUGACUAUGACGAAAUUCGUAAUUUUGUUGAUGCUCGCUAUGUUAGACCUGUAGAAGCUGUUUGGCGAAUUUUAUCGAAAAAUUCACAAGAUAAAAGUCAUUCAAUAACCCGUUUACCGAUACAUUUACCUAAUCAGCAUAGUAUUACUAUUAAUGACGAUUGUGACGAUAUUGAACUUCAAAAUGCCUUACAGAAACAAUCAAUGUUAUUAGACUACUUCAAAUUAAAUGAACGUGAUCCUAAUGCUUGGCAGUAUACUUAUAGUGACAUUCCACUUCAUUACGUUUUUAAAAAAGAUAGUAAUACAAAAAUCUCAAAUUGGGUUCCACGUAAGAAACAAUUCAACGUUAUCGGUCGAAUGUAUUCAAUAAGCCCUGCUCAAGUUGAAUUAGUUUAUCUUAGGCUAUUGUUAAUUCAUAUUAAAGGUGCUACCAGUUUCGAAAAUCUUAGAACAGUAAAUGGAGUUCCUUAUGAUACUUUUACAACUGCAUGUCUAGCAGCCGGACUCAUUGAAGAUGAUCAAGAAUGGAGAAGAACUUUAUCAGAAGCAGUCAUAUGGAUGAUGCCACGACAAUUGCGUUGUUUAUUUGUUCGUAUAUUAAUUCACUGUCAACCACUUCGUCCAAAUGAAUUAUGGAAUGAGUUUAAAGAAUCAAUGUCAGAAGAUUGUAGUAGAAAUUUAGGGAUAGAAGGAGAACAAAGAGCAUACGUAUACAUUAAUUCUAUGCUUAAUCGUAAAGGUUAUAGCCUUGCAGUAUUUCCCGAUAUGCCACAGAUUAGUGAAAUCGAUAUGGAAAUGAUUAACCAAGAAUUAUCACAAAGUUUUCCACAAGGUGGUGAUUUCCGACAAUUACUCCCAGUUCAGCCUAAUGCAACUAAAACUGAAAUAAUUAAUCUCUCUAUAAAAUUCAGUUCUUUAUGGAAAAACUUCCGUAUAUUUUUAUUAACUCAAAAUAUGCGAGCAUUACCGGAAGAGAUUGAGUUUGUAAAGUUUUUGUUAAAUAUUGGUGACGGAACUUUUAACAACGUGAAUGAUGAAAUAAAUCUUCCUGAUAUGUGUUUUACAUCAAAUAACGAUAAUAUGGUAGAAAAUGUAUACGGUAGAAUAAUUAGAGGUAAACGUUAUGAUGAAAUUUCUACAGUAGUUAUUUUAUCGGCUAGGAAUAUAGACGUUGAUGUGAUUAAUAAAGAAGUAAUUGAACUUUUAGAAUUAUCAACCGAAAAAGUAUAUCCAGCUAUUGACAGUACUGAAAAUUGUGAUAAUGGAAACAUGGAUGAGACUGUUUUACCUGAAUAUUUGAAUACUUUAAAUCCUUCCAAUUUUCCGCCGUAUGAACUUCAAUUACAUAAAGCUGAAGCUGCUGGAGUUGUUGUUUCGUGUCCUGUUUGUAGUAUAAAAUUAUCCGAUAAUAUUGCAUCAAAACUUGAAAAAGUAAACAAAUUAGAUGAUCUUGAUAAACUCAAUAAACUCGACAAGCUUGAUGAUUUAAAUAGCAUUGUAUCGUCCCUAAAAUUAGUGAAUGAUAAAAUAGGUGAAUUGACAGCUGCUUGUCAGUCUUUAAACAAUAAUUAUGUUGAUUUAAGCAAGCGUGUUGAGAAAUUACAAAAAGGCAAACCGGAUGAAGCUAAUCGAAUACUGGAACAAAUAGAAAAGGCCGCUGAGGUUAUCACUAGUAAUAACUUGGAACUACGAACCCUAUAA
This is a messenger RNA of Microplitis demolitor, 2094 nucleotides long. RefSeq lists its product as uncharacterized. Lineage: Eukaryota; Metazoa; Arthropoda; Insecta; Hymenoptera; Braconidae. Bases 1 to 2094 code for a protein of 697 amino acids. Gene Ontology annotation, molecular function: DNA helicase activity. The transcript is spliced from 3 exons. The record is from RefSeq and is a predicted model, not a curated record. Gene Ontology annotation, biological process: DNA repair; telomere maintenance.